Molecule: messenger RNA, 1226 nt
Organism: Panicum virgatum (switchgrass)
Lineage: Eukaryota; Viridiplantae; Streptophyta; Magnoliopsida; Poales; Poaceae
Product: flavanone 3-dioxygenase 2-like
Exons: 3
Coding region: 52-1005 (317 amino acids)
Molecular function (GO): dioxygenase activity
Source: RefSeq, a predicted model, not a curated record
UCCCCGUGGCAUCUCCAUCGUGUAGCCAAAGGCGAGUAGGCGACAAAAGACAUGGCGGCCAGCAGCGGCGCUCUCCCCGUGGUGGAUCUGGCGCCUUUCUUCACCGAAGACGAUAGCGGCGGCGCCGCCCGCGCCACCGCGGCCGUGCGCGAGGCGUGCCUGACGCACGGCUUCUUCCGCGCCGUCAACCACGGCGUGCCGGCGGAGCUCAUGUCGCGCGCGCUCCAGCUGUCGGCCGCCUUCUUCGCGCUGCCGGACGACGAGAAGGCCAGGGCCCGGCCGGCAGAGGGGGCCGUGGCGCCCCUCCCGGCUGGCUACGCUCGGCAGCCGGCGCACUCGGCCGACAAGAACGAGUACGUGCUGGUGUUUGAUCCGAAGCUCGGGUUCAACGUGUACCCCUCUGAGCCUGCUGGAUUCAGAGAGGCGGUGGAGGAGUGUUACACCAAGUUCACCGAACUGGGUCUGCUCCUCCAGGAGGUCCUGAAUGAGUGCAUGGGCCUGCCGCCGGGGUUCCUCAGGGACUACAACGGCGACCGCAGCUUCGAUUUCAUGGUGGCGCUGCGCUACUUCCCGGCGACGGAGGAGGAGAACAACGGCCUCAGCGCGCACGAGGACGGCAACUGCAUCACCUUCGUCAUCCAGGAUGGCGUCGGGGGACUCGAGGUCCUCAAGGACGGCGACUGGGUCCCGGCGGAGCCCGUCGACGGCAGCAUCAUCGUCAACAUCGGCGACGUCAUACAGGUGCUGAGCAACAAUAGGCUGAAGAGCGCGACGCACCGGGUGGUGAGGAAGCCGGCGCACAGGCACUCGCUCGCGUUCUUCUUCAACAUCCACGGCGACAAGUGGAUCGAGCCGCUGCCGGAGUUCACGACGAAGGUCGGCGAGGCGCCGCGCUACAGGGGCUUCGUGUUCAAUGAGUACCAGCAGCUGCGGAUGAGGAACAAGACCCAUCCACCGUCCAGGCCCGAGGACGUCGUCCACAUCACCCACUAUGCCAUAACUUAGUGAUUGCGUGAUAACAAAAUAUGUGCUGGUGUUCAUGUUAAUCUCACUAAAAAUAUGAACAAGAUAAUAAAUCACAGAUGGUUUAGAAUGUACCCCGAGAUGGGACUAGUGCUGGAGACACUAGUUGCGUCGUUACUAGUUGGAAUAGUCAUACUAUUCGACUGGUCUUGUUUGAUGUAGCCGUACGAAAUUGAUACAGAAAGUGGUUUGCCAUUCAGUCC